AUGGGCAGGGGUCUGUCUGUCACUUCCUUUGCUGGGGGGUGGGGGGCACAGCAGGUAGGGGUGCGGGGCGAAGGGUUUGGGAGACGCGGGACCCGGAGUCUGCUCCGGGUCUACAGAAGCCUAGGGGUACCCAGGCCUAAAGGCAGGAGUGGUUGGAGGGAGAGGGGGAAGGUUCAUCCUGAAAAAGGGAGGGGGAAGAGUGCGGAGUUGUUGCCUGGCCAACGCAAAGUGGGCGGGAGCGACCUGCCCGGCCUCUCCCACAAACCAAUGAACGGCCGCGGUUCCAGGGCAGCAGAAGCCAAUUGGAAUCCGAAAAGAGGGCGGGGCGGGGCCUGGGGCCAGCGCUCGAGGGACCUGUACUACCAUAGGUCAUGUGAGCGCCCAAGAUGGCGGCGCCCAGGCGUGAGCACCGGGAGCAUCAGUGAGCGGCCGGCCGUGGUCGCGGAGCGUGGAGACGUAGGCGAGGGCUACAGGAUGGCAACUCAUACAUUUAUUCAGUCAGAUUCUUCUCCAGAAGAAAUACAAGUCAGAAGAUUAAGAACUACUGACCUUGUGAAAAAAAAUUUGUGGCGUCUCUCCAAAAAAGAACAGAUCACAUAUACUUAUGGACCACUGUAUAUGGGGACAACUUCAUCUUUAUGUGGAUUCUUGGCAAACUACCUUUUCAGGAAUUGUAUGAAGGUUAAACAGCAUCCUUUUAAAACAUUUGUGCCAUUGUCUGCAAUUCCAUUUUUGACCACUGCAGUAACUUAUAAGUUCCUUGUAACAGAUCCCCUAAGUUCUGGUGAUCUAACCGCAGACAUGAGUAUUUUGAGAGGUGCCUGUGUUUCUGUGUUAUGUGGUGUCUUUCAUCCCUCUGCUUUAGCCUUUUUAAAAAAUGGGCGUCUGGCAGUCAAGUACGAAACUGUUCCAUUACCUCCAAGAGGAAGGAGUUUACUCCACUGGACUAUACUCUGUCAGUCUGCUGCAAAGCUGAUGGUUAUUCCCAUGAUCGUGCAGACUGUGUAUGGAGGACAUCUUGCUUUCAUGCAACAUAAAAUAUGUGAGAGGAUAUUUGAAAUGCUUGAACAUGACUGACUUAAAAAUUAAUCUUUUAAUGUAUAUGAUGCAGUUUGGAGCAUUUCAUGAAAGAGUUAAAUGUAAAUCAAAAGCAAGCAACAUAAUGUAUAAUACAUGAACAAAUAAAAAUUAUGUGAUGUCCUUGACUAAAAUACAGGCUCCAGGAGAGAAAGGAUUAAGAAUGAUGAUAAUAAUAGCAACAUAAAUAUGGCACUCUGAGUUUUACAAAGAGCUUGCAAAUAUUACCUCAUUUGAUCCUUAUAACAACCCCAUGAGGUAGGGGCUAUUUUUAUCCCCGUUUUACAGAUG
Molecule: messenger RNA, 1368 nt
Organism: Vombatus ursinus (common wombat)
Lineage: Eukaryota; Metazoa; Chordata; Mammalia; Diprotodontia; Vombatidae
Product: complex I assembly factor TMEM126B, mitochondrial-like
Exons: 7
Coding region: 1-1077 (358 amino acids)
Biological process (GO): mitochondrial respiratory chain complex I assembly
Cellular component (GO): mitochondrion
Source: RefSeq, a predicted model, not a curated record